Messenger RNA from Moneuplotes crassus, 511 nucleotides. Lineage: Eukaryota; Ciliophora; Spirotrichea; Euplotida; Euplotidae. The record is from the annotation of a GenBank genome assembly.
UAUAAAUAUUAAUAUGAAAGACAACGAGAUUGAUGCCCAAGAUCAUCCGAUGUACAAAGUCAAUACAAUGACCAAUGAAAUCGACCAUGAAUGCAACUUUAUAAACCCAGAUGGGAAGGUCAAUAUUGACAAGCUCAAAUAUGACAAGGAUAAGCUCUUUGAGGCUGAAGGAGUAGAGUCCUGCUUUGACUUCAAUACAGAUAGACUAAAUGGAUGGAAAGAAAUUUCCAAAAUCAUUUUCACCUCUGAUCAAAAAUUUAAGACUUAUCUACAUAACUACAGAAUCGGGCUGAACAAAUAGCUAUGGUCAGGAAAUGAAGAAUUUUCCAAUGUAUUCAGUCCUAAUUCCUAAGCCAAAAGAAGAAGCUAUAAAAGCCAAGAUGAAUAGAAGAGCAUCAAAAGUUAAAAAGUUCCCCCAAAAAUAGGGUUGCUUACCUGCCUCAUUCUCAGAUCGAGCAAAACAAGCACAAGGCCAAAUUCUUGCCAAGAGUCCCUACCACCAUUGGGUAGA